Messenger RNA from Candida tropicalis MYA-3404, 2301 nucleotides. Its product is annotated as DEAH-box ATP-dependent RNA helicase. Gene Ontology annotation, molecular function: RNA helicase activity; ATP binding; RNA binding. The transcript has a single exon. Lineage: Eukaryota; Fungi; Ascomycota; Pichiomycetes; Serinales; Debaryomycetaceae. The record is from RefSeq and is a predicted model, not a curated record. Gene Ontology annotation, cellular component: intracellular anatomical structure; spliceosomal complex. The coding region runs from base 1 to 2301 and encodes 766 amino acids.
AUGUCGGAAGAAGAAAGAUCACUUAAAAGACAAAAAGUCGAUGAAUCAGUUGCAGAACAAGUAGCUGAAGCAGCUGAAGAAGAACUUAGAUUACAUCCACAUCCAUCUGAUGAAAAACCUUUGGUACAUCAUGAUGCUGGAGAAUUUAAAAAUAUGAAACGUCAUGAAACUACUGCUAAACAAGCAGAAAUUUUAGAAGAUGGACCAAAUAAUCCAUUUACAGGAAAUCAAUUCAGUCAGAAAUAUUUUGAUAUUUUAAAAGUUAGACGUGAUUUACCAGUUCAUGCUCAACGUGAUGAGUUUUUAAGAAUUUUCCAUUCAACUCAAAUUAUGGUCUUUGUUGGGGAAACUGGGUCUGGUAAAACUACUCAAAUUCCACAAUUCGUUUUAUAUGAUGAAAUGCCACAUUUGACAGGUAAACAAGUUGCAUGUACCCAACCUAGAAGAGUUGCAGCCAUGUCUGUUGCUAGCAGAGUUGCUGAUGAAAUGGAUGUUGAAUUGGGUGAAGAAGUGGGUUAUAGUAUUAGAUUUGAAAAUAAUACUGGUCCAAAAACUAUUUUAAAAUAUAUGACUGAUGGUAUGUUGUUAAGAGAAGCAAUGGAAGAUCAUGAUUUAACUAGAUAUUCUUGUAUUAUAUUGGAUGAAGCGCAUGAAAGAACUUUAGCUACUGAUAUUUUAAUGGGGUUGAUUAAACAAGUUAGUGUAAGAAGACCAGAUUUGAAAAUCAUUAUUAUGUCUGCUACUUUAGAUGCAGAAAAAUUCCAAAGUUAUUUCAAUGAUGCUCCAUUAUUGGCUGUUCCUGGUAGAACCCAUCCAGUUGAAAUUUAUUACACACCUGAAUUCCAACGUGAUUAUUUGGAUGCUGCCAUUAGAACUGUUUUACAAAUCCAUGCCACUGAAGGUGAAGGUGAUAUUUUAUUAUUCCUUACUGGUGAAGAAGAAAUUGAAGAUGCAUGUAGGAAAAUCUCCCUUGAAGGUGAUGAAUUAGUAAGAGAACAAAAUUGUGGUCCAUUAAAAGUGUAUCCAUUAUAUGGUUCUUUGCCACCACAUCAACAACAAAAAAUUUUCGAACCAGCACCAACAAAUCCAAAUCCUAAAGGAAGACCAGGUAGAAAAGUUGUUGUUUCUACCAACAUUGCUGAAACUUCUUUAACCAUUGAUGGUAUUGUAUAUGUUGUUGAUCCAGGUUUUUCCAAACAAAAAGUUUACAAUCCAAGAGUUAGAGUUGAAUCACUUUUAGUCUCACCAAUUUCUAAAGCUUCUGCUCAACAAAGAGCUGGUAGAGCUGGUCGUACCAGACCAGGUAAAUGUUUCAGAUUAUAUACAGAAGAAGCAUUCAAAAAAGAAUUGAUUGAACAAUCAUAUCCAGAAAUCUUGCGUUCAAAUCUUGCAUCUACAGUUUUAGAAUUGAAGAAAUUGGGAGUUGAUGAUUUAGUUCAUUUUGAUUUUAUGGAUCCACCAGCACCAGAAACUAUGAUGAGAGCAUUAGAAGAAUUGAAUUAUUUACAAUGUUUAUCUGAUGAAGGUGAUUUAACUGCAUUAGGUAGAAUGGCUUCACAAUUCCCUCUUGAUCCAAUGCUUGCAGUUAUGUUGAUUGGAUCUCCAGCUUUUAAAUGUUCCGAAGAAAUCUUGACAAUUGUUGCUAUGUUGAGUGUACCAAAUGUAUUUGUUCGUCCUGCCCUGGCUAGAAAAAGAGCUGAUGAAGCCAAACUUGCAUUUGCUCAACCUGAUGGUGAUCAUUUGACUUUGAUCAAUGUUUAUGAAGCUUUUAUUUCUCCAGAAGCUGCUGAAAUUGGUGUACAUAAAUGGUGUCGUGAUAAUUUCCUUUCAUACCGUUCAUUAACUUCCGCCAAGAAUGUUCGUCGUCAAUUGGAAAGAAUAAUGCAAAAACAUGAUUUGGAAUUGAUUUCUGAAUAUAAUCAAAUUUCUGAAAAUCAAUAUUGGGAAAAUAUUAAAAAAGCUCUUGUUGCUGGAUUUUUCAUGCAAGUUGCUAAAAAGAAGCUGGGAAGUAAGAGUUAUUUAACUGUUAAAGAUAAUCAAGAUGUUUUAAUCCAUCCAUCUACAGUUCUUGCUAAAGAAGGUGAAUGGAUGAUUUAUAAUGAAUUUGUUUUGACUUCUAAAAACUAUAUAAGAACAGUAACGGUUGUCAAACCUGAUUGGUUAGUUGAAUUGGCUCCUAAAUAUUAUAACCUUGAUCAUUUUGCUAAAGGUGAUGUUAGAUUAAGUUUGGAAAGAGUUAUAGAUAGAGUAGAUACCAUGAACAAGUUGGAAGGUAAAAAAUUGAAAAAGUCAAAGAAAUAA